AUGGGUCCGGGCCUGCGACUGGGCGCCCGUUGCUGGGCGCGCCUCCUGCCGUGGCUGAGGCCUCGCACCGGCGCGCGCUGGCCUGGCGCGAGGCCCCCGCUUCUGCAGGCGCACAGCCCGCCGGGCCGGGGCCUCGGUCUCGCCUCGGCCGUGGGGGCGCGCGGGCUCCAGAGCGGAGCGCGGCGGGACGAGGCCGACGCCCGAGCGGAGCGGGCCGCGGCAGGUCAUACGGGACCCAAAUUUGACAUCAACCUGCUUGUGUCUCUCUUGAGGCAAGAAAAUGCAAGAGACAUUUGUGUGAUCCAGGUUUCUCCAGAACUGAAAUAUACAGAUUACUUUGUGGUUGUGAGUGGAUCCUCCCCGAGACACUUACAGGCUAUGGCCCAGUACAUAGUCAAGAUGCACAAGUUCCUGAAAUCCAAGAAUGACGCUUUUGUUCGGAUUGAAGGGAAGGAUGCAGAUGAUUGGCUGUGUGUGGACUUUGGCAGCAUGGUGAUUCAUUUGAUGCUUCCAGGGACCCGAGAAACCUACGAAUUGGAAAAGUUAUGGACUCUGGGCACUUACGAUGAUCAGUUAGCUCAGAUCGCACCAGAGUCCCUGCCUGAAGACUUCAUCUUUGGCUUUCCACCAGAGGAGGAGCCUUCGGCGGAUUCUCCAUUAGAGGCCGAGAGAGAAUAAAGUAAGAGCUUUGAAGCAGCUCGAAUUGGGCCGUGUUAUUAGGAGGUUUUCUGUUUGGAUAUGCAGCCAAUUAAUCCACUAGGACACUUCUGAGUCCUCUCUGGAACGAGCAUACUCUCACAUGUACUCAAUGUAGAAAACUCAUGGAAAACAGAAAGCUUUGGAAACUGGGCUGUGGCAACAGUUAGGGACUGGCCUUCAGACAAGUUACCUCGAGCAAGAAUUUCAGACUUCUCAGGAGAUGUGUGAUUUACGCACCCGAAGUUACUGAAAUCGUUUCAACACAUCUCCUGGUCCCUAAUCAGUUUUGUGGAGUUGUUUGCCUGGCUUGACUUCUCACCUCUGGAGGAGUUGAUUCUUAUAGCAUUUAAAGAACUCUCAUAGAGAACUCUCUUUUCAGCUUACAAGUUUAGCAUAAUGCAGAAAUGUCCUUUUGUUUAAGGAAUGACUUACAUGGGGAUCAUCUACACUGGGGCUUAAUUUUUAUUUUUGUUUGUGGAGAAGAGAUGAAAACCUCCAUGUGAAAAAUAGGCAGCGUUUAUGUACUAUUUCUAGAUUUGACAUUGACAGAAUGUGAAAUAAAAAAAAAUAUUAACUAAUA
Messenger RNA from Vombatus ursinus (common wombat), 1279 nucleotides. Its product is annotated as mitochondrial assembly of ribosomal large subunit protein 1-like. Gene Ontology annotation, biological process: negative regulation of ribosome biogenesis; negative regulation of translation. Gene Ontology annotation, molecular function: ribosomal large subunit binding. Lineage: Eukaryota; Metazoa; Chordata; Mammalia; Diprotodontia; Vombatidae. Bases 1 to 678 code for a protein of 225 amino acids. The record is from RefSeq and is a predicted model, not a curated record. The transcript is spliced from 4 exons. Gene Ontology annotation, cellular component: mitochondrion.